Molecule: messenger RNA, 2124 nt
Organism: Fragaria vesca subsp. vesca
Lineage: Eukaryota; Viridiplantae; Streptophyta; Magnoliopsida; Rosales; Rosaceae
Product: tetrahydrocannabinolic acid synthase-like
Exons: 1
Coding region: 493-2124 (543 amino acids)
Molecular function (GO): FAD binding; oxidoreductase activity
Source: RefSeq, a predicted model, not a curated record
CUAGUGGUUCUUGGAGAAGCAUUGCGCCUAAAUCAAUAGGUCUUUUGAAGUGGACUACACCGUGCUGAUGAGACACAUAACAGGGGCAAUUCUCUGCAAAUUUAACACAUCAAUCCAUUGAUAGAAUUUCUUGUACAGCACAACACAUUUCAUCCAUCUUUAGGUCCUCUACUCAAGCCUCAGGUUCAACUGUUCAAGUGUUCAACAACACCACAAUCGAAAGCCUCGAGUCAUGUUAGCCAUAGUAGGCUCAGUGGGCAAUCCCAGUUGGUAGUGGGGACUGGGGAGGCCACGUUAUAGGACACUCUGGUGUUAAAUAAUAAUCCACAAAACACUGUGAAGACUAUUUACCCCAAAGGACUGACACCAACAUCACAUGACAUUUGCAUUAGCUCAUCAAGGUGAUACCAAGACACAUUUCAUGCUUCUAUAAAGCAACACACACUAAGCUGAUUCCUCAACAUAAGUACCAAGAGAGUUAAACAAGGCAGCAUGGUGCUUCCAAACUGUUCAAAGUUUCUGCUGUUUCCUUUUCUUCUCCUGCUAUCGUCUUCAUCUUCUUUGGCACAUUCUCCAUCAUCUAGUGAAGACGUUUUUAGCCAGUGCCUCUCGUAUCACUCUAAGGUUUCAAUUUCAUUCUCAAGCACCAUUUUUACCCCAAACAACUCUGCCUUCACCACCAUCCUACAAUCAACUGCGGAGAACCUCAGAUACGUAGUCCCUUCAGCACCAAAGCCAGAGUUCAUUUUUACACCAACACAUGAUUCCCAUGUUCAAACUGCUGUUAUUUGCUCAAAACAGCUGGGAAUACAUCUUAGAGUCCGGAGUGGAGGCCACGACUACGAGGGUCUCUCCUAUGUGUCCGAAAUUGAAACACCUUUCAUCGUCCUAGAUCUUGCCAAACUUCGAUCAGUUAAUGUUGAUAUCCAACAGAACAGUGCAUGGAUUCAAGCUGGUGCCACCAUUGGCGAAGUUUACUACAGAAUUGCAGAGCAAAGCGCAACACAUGGCUUCCCCGCCGGUCUUUGCACGAGUCUAGGUGUGGGAGGUCAUAUAACCGGAGGUGCAUAUGGUUCCAUGAUGAGAAAAUAUGGCCUUGGGGUUGAUAAUGCUGUCGAUGCUCAAAUAGUUGAUGUAGACGGCAGAAUUCUUGACCGAGAGACCAUGGGAGAGGACCUGUUUUGGGCAAUCAGAGGAGGUGGAGGAGCAAGCUUUGGAAUUAUCCUGUGGUGGAAGAUAAAGCUGGUUCCAGUUCCAUCAACUGUGACAGUUUUUACAGUUGCCAGGACCUUGGAACAAGAUGGAACAAAGCUCCUACAUAGGUGGCAACAAGUGGCUGCUACUGAGCUUGAUGAAGAUCUUUUUAUUAGAGUUAUCAUACAACUAACAAGUGACAGCAAAAGUGGCAAGAGAACUGUCACAACUCUUUACCAAGCUCAGUUCCUCGGAGGGGUUGAAAGACUCCUCUAUGUUAUGCAAACAGGCUUCCCGGAACUGGGAUUGACCCGAAAAGAUUGUACUGAAACCAGUUGGAUCAAAUCUGUGAUGUACAUUGCAAACUAUCCUAAUGGAACUCAACCAGAGAUUCUGCUCCAAGGAAAAUCUACAACCAGGAGUUACUUCAAAGCCAAAUCAGACUUUGUCAAAGAUCCGAUCCCUGAGACCGGGCUUGAGGGACUGAGGAAAAGGUUGAUGGAAGAAACCAAUCCUGUGUUGAUUUGGACACCAUAUGGGGGAAUGAUGAGCAAGAUAUCGGAGUCGGAUACACCUUUCCCUCACAGGAAAGGAGUCCUCUUCAAGAUUCAGUACCUGACUAUAUGGCAAGCUGCAAAUCAAGACGAGGCAAAGCACAUGGACUGGAUUAGGAAGCUUUACAACUACAUGGCUCCUUAUGUCACAAUGUUUCCGAGGCAAGCAUAUGUGAACUAUAGGGACCUUGAUUUGGGGAUCAACAAGAAGAGCAAUUUAAGUUUCAUUGAAGCAAGUUCUUGGGGUUAUAGGUAUUUCAAGGACAACUUCAACAGACUGAUAAAAAUUAAGACCAAAGUGGAUCCUUAUAACUUCUUCAGGCAUGAGCAAAGCAUCACACCUCUUCCACUCACUGUAGGAAGAACAAUGAACUAG